Messenger RNA from Lucilia cuprina (Australian sheep blowfly), 1325 nucleotides. RefSeq names its product putative protein TPRXL. The transcript has 2 exons. The record is from RefSeq and is a predicted model, not a curated record. The coding region runs from base 904 to 1284 and encodes 126 amino acids. NCBI's taxonomy places the organism in Eukaryota, Metazoa, Arthropoda, Insecta, Diptera, Calliphoridae.
AUACAAUGGUUGAUGACAAUAGUAAUGCUAAUGUGAACAAUAUUAAAAAUAGUAGCUAUAACAAUAUUAACACUAUAAAAACCAUUAAUGAUAAGGAAGAUCAAGCCCAAUGUCAAAGAAUACUGGUGCUAUACCAAAAAACAAGCCAAAUACAUUGAGCUCGCAUAAAACGGAAAAGAUCCAAACUGGAAUGGACCGUUAUGUCACUUAUACAAAACGUAAGUCCAGCCCUAGGAUUUCAAAAUUGGAACCAAAUCCAAAACAGGCGAAAACAAAUUCGAAAUAAAACUAGAAAUAACUUUUUAUCGGUUGAGUGCAGCCAAGUCACACUCCACAAUUAAAACAUCAACAACAAAAACACUUCCAACUACUGCAUCAUUUGUCAGAUGAAGAGGCGAACGAUGUACCAUCUAUAGACGUCCCCAACACUCCAGCGCGAGAAGAGAUGGAAUAUAUGCUGCCUCCUACACCAGGAAAUAAUUUUGAAAAUUUUAUCCCAAACCAAGAGAUCGAAGAUAGUGAAUUUGAUGAGAUCCCGUGGUUCAGCCCAACCUACGUCGAGCUCGAACUAGCACCAACUCCAGGAAGAAAUUCAUUUGAGAGAUAUUCACCCCCAAACAGUGACGACGGCGUAGAAAUACCACAAAGCUCCAACGCAAUAGACUUUGAUGAGAUGGAAGAAACAUUUAGAUCAACAUUCGGUGCGUUUGAUACGACUGUCGAUAUAAGACAACCAUCACCAACAAAAAAUAGUUCAUCCCCACGUAACGGAAGAGGAUGGUUCACCAUUGAUGUGGAUGAUAGCCGAUGCCAUGACUUUUGUGGUCAUAUUGGAUUCCAAAGGACAAUCACAUAUCGUUUCUGGGUAAGCCAGAAAUACCGAAAGACUGAAGUUCCCCAGAUAUGUUUUCCAUAAAUCUAUCCUCGAAGAGCUCAACCGAAUCAGAUUCUACAUACAUCCUAUAUUUUACACCCAAACAAUCGCCACUUAUAGAUACCGUUAAAUUAACUUCAACAAACCAACCAAUAAUAGAAAAACCAUUUCUGUUAUCACCAACAAAAUCUCCUUCUUCAUCGUCAUCUCCUUCUACAUCAUCUUCUUCUUCAUCAUCUUCUUCAACAUCUUCUUCGUCGUCAUCUUCUUCAUCAUCAUUUUCUUCUUCAUCAACAAAAGCAUCACCUUCAUUACCAACACCACCUCCAGCUACAUCUCCAUCAUCAUACACAUCCACUAGUACACCCCCUAACCAGUGUUGCCAAAACCUAAUUGGAAGAAAGUGCUAGAUUUGUUUUAAGAAAUGCUAGAAAGUGCUAAAAAUAAAGAA